Molecule: messenger RNA, 3652 nt
Organism: Dinoponera quadriceps
Lineage: Eukaryota; Metazoa; Arthropoda; Insecta; Hymenoptera; Formicidae
Gene: mura
Product: RING finger protein 44
Exons: 10
Coding region: 1288-3135 (615 amino acids)
Source: RefSeq, a predicted model, not a curated record
UGAAAAAGUCUCAGCUGGAAAUAAUCAAAAGAGAAGAAAAACGUGAGGAAUUCAAACUAUGAUACAAUUUCGGAGAUAGUUUCAAGUUGCGAAGGUUCACCGACUUGGUAUGACGACGACAUUUCCGAAACGUGAAGAUUUUUAACAUCACUGAGAUUUCGUGGUUUCAAAAACUGACUUGAGAGAGAGAGAGAGAGAGAGAGAGAGAAUAGUCGCGGCGUGUUUACUCGGUUUCUUCAGGGCUGUGUCAGUGCUGGUACUCUUCCGCGUGGGAGCGCGGGGACCGCGUGGGUGCGGCCUCUCGCCAAUCGUCUCGCGUUUGCUCUCUCUAUCGCUCGCGGUGUGGCUCGACGAGACGCGCUCUCUCUCUUUCAGAGUAGGUCCUACCGUUUUUUCUUUUUCGAUUCGACGGUCCCUACGUUGUGCUUCGACACACUCCCCCUAUCUUUCUUCCUCUCUGUUACCCUCCACGAUAUUAAGCGUUCAGGGGUGUACACUCUCGGAGAGUUGGAAUUUCACCAUGGAGAUUCUCCGCGUUGCGUAUCUUGUUAUCGAAUAACAAUCAUCCCAACAACGUUAUUCUUACAUUAGAUCUUACGUCGAAAUUACGAAUUUUUUACUACGCUAACCCCUGUAGUGAAAUCAUCGGCGAAUAUUUCUCGGCUGUCAAAUUUUUUUAUACGUGAGGUUUAUGAUAGUGACGUUACCGUUACGUUAGAUUGAUUCGAUGUAAGGUUUCCAUACAGAGACUCCGGGCUGUCGCUGUCGUCGCGUUCGAUGAAGGGAGGUGGCGCGUCGAGCGCAACAUCCGCACCUGAGAUGGCGUUCCCCACCGAAGAGAUCCGACGGUUUCCCCACCUUGCGGUCGGUCGGUCGUCCCUUCAUCCCGCCGUGCCGCGACAAGUCUAAGUUGGCCUCAGUCUGUCGUGUGCCGUUGUUGAGCGAGGCGUAGUGUCGCGUACGUAAGAUAGGCGUUGGUGGCUAAGGCGCGACAUUUGUGUGUGUGUGUACAUGUGUGUGCGCGCGCGCUCGCUAUAGAAAGUGUAUAUCUGCGGUAAAAGCGCGCGUGCGUGCGUGCGUCACUCGUCGUGCGUGCGUGAGUGAGUGAGUGUGUCUGUGUGUGUCCCACACGAUGCGUUAUUAACACGUUUGCUAGUGUGUUUGGUACGCGCGUGUCUGCCUGCUCUACCUGUCCGCUUGCCUGCCUGCCUGUUCCAAAUAUCGCCGUGGCUUCUGUUCGUUUCGACAACGACAAUUACUGUCGCAAAUACAGGAACACGUCGAGGCAUGACGGCGACGCGGGAGUGUUAUCCAAAACGAGAUUGCCCCGGGGUCGGCACGUCCUCCGGGCCGGCCGGCAAGGAAGUUUCCUAUCACGGGAACGUGGGUGGAUCCAGCGUGGGAUAUAAGUCGCCCCCGCAGCACGGAAGUCCGCAGACGAGGGGCCCGCAUUUCCCCCAGGAGCCGGUGGUAGGUCCGCAAGCCAAUUCCCCGCCGUUGCACAUCAAUAUCUGCGGACAGGAGAACACGAUGCGUGGCCCGAUAUUGAACAUGAGUCCCGGCCUUGGAGCCAGUGGAGUAGACAUAGAGUACCGUAGAAAUUCUCAAGCCACAAAUCAGCUACCUCUGAGUCCCGUGCAGAUUCAACCGUCGCCGCCGUACUACAGACAGCCUAGUCAGGACGAUGGUAGAAAAAGUGAAUCGCCAUCCAGGAAGCGUCGUCGAAUAUCCCGCAACGGCGCCGUGUCCGGGAUAGAGGUCCGGGAAACAACGCCGCCGGCUCCGACGCCACCUCUGCACACAACUCCGUCGCCCUGGGAGUAUUCGGGCGCGCCUCAACGGCGUUCGCCCCGCAAUCACAUGUCCACCCGCGGCAGCCCGACGAUCAGGAACCGUUAUCAGCGAUACACGGAUUCGUUCGGGCUCUCCUAUCCUUUCCUACCAGGUCAUAAUCCUCAUCAGACCAUCCAUAACUCCCAUCUGCACAGUUCCCAUCACAACAUUCACAGCUCCCACCACAGUCACCACAACAUCCAUAGCGCUCAUCAGACGCAUCAUCCCCCUGGCACGGGACACCACCACGCGCAAGGUGCGAACGCACCCGUGCCACUCGUCGACGUGGGCCAAGUCGGCGUGUCCGGUUUGGGGGUCGCCGUUAGCGGGGAACCUCUGUGGCAUCCUCCGGCGACUGGUUACAGGAUUCCGUGUCAACUUCACAGCAUCUACACGCCUCACGGGACGCAUCCUUUCGGACAUUCGUGCCAGGUCACGCAUCACCAUAGUCAUUAUUCCGCUGCUCAUCCGACGCAUCCGGGUCAUCCGGGUGUGGUUAGUUCUUUGCUCGGCGCUGCUUCCAGAGGAUAUCCGACACCAGCCGGUGGUCCUGUAGCAGCGCUGCAUCACGCACCUCCACCGCCCGUCCAUACUACCGACUACACCGCGCAUCAUCAACUGUCUCAACAGAGGGAGGUCGAGCUAGAGUUAAUAGAUUCUCACCAUCAUCAUAGAGUGGGUGCCGCCGCUGGUGCACCGUUGCCAUUACCGCAUUCCUAUUCUCCGCCAACCAUCACGCAAGUUACAACACCGCCGCCUCUAUUCCUGUCGGAGACGCGAAACAAUCAAUUGGAAAUCAUUCAAAGCAGGACUCGACGAGUAGCGUCCAAUGUACAUACGCUACGGCGACCGAGAUACAGCAGAUGGAGAGGCACCACCCCGCUACCGCCUAUGACGUAUCCGGGAUAUUUACUGCACUUCCUGGCAAUGUUCAGCAAUCCACCGUUGUCACCCUACAGUCAGGCCGAAUUAUCCUCGCCCGACUCUGCGACGGAAAACUACGAGGCGCUCUUGUCCUUGGCCGAAAGACUGGGCGAGGCGAAGCCACGAGGAUUGACUCGUGCGGAGGUCGAGCAGCUGCCCUCAUACAAAUUCAAUGCGGAAACGCAUCAAGGCGAUCAGACAAAUUGUGUCGUGUGCAUGUGCGACUUCGAGGCUCUCCAAUCGCUGCGUGUUCUACCGUGCUCCCACGAAUUCCAUUCUAAAUGCAUCGACAAGUGGCUCAAGUCCAACAGAACGUGUCCGAUAUGUCGCGGUGAUGCCGGCGAAUAUUUUGGAAAUAGCAGCGGCAGUACUGACUGACGUCAGGCUGGCGACGUACACUAGCGUGAAACUUGGCGGGAGGGUUAUUUUGCACGGAGAUCGUGCAAACCCUUGUCUCCCUUGUCUCAUUGGCCGAGAAACACCGAGAAAUGACACGGUCGUUCGUCAACGAGCGCCGAAAUUAGUGAUAAUGAAACACAAGCGUUGAAGUAGUUUCAGAUCUCGUUGGUCUCGGGGGAGAUGUGCGCACGAUCGAAGAGAGGCGUAUUUCCGCUUAAUAGCGACGGAACACGAGUAUAACGCGCAAUAAAGCAAUUUAGCGAAACGACGAGCGUUCCGUUCGCUCGUAUUUCCUAUCAAAAAGAAAGCUUUCAUUUUGUUUGCUUCAAUUCAUAUUUUAACGCUCCUUUAUUGUUCCGUAUUAUUGAACUUAUGUACAUAUAAUCAUCGUAUACACAAUCCCUCGUCGUUUUCUUCUCUCUUUCUUUCUCUUCGAUUCUCUAAUUGUACAUAUUCGCGCGUGAAACUUACAUAUGUGUGUGCGAUACAGCCGAGU